CUGGGAGAUGCUGAGCACUUGGUCCCUGUGCACACACAGCUGCCUGUCCCCCCUUCUCCUCCGGUGGUGGGGAGGAUUUUGGAUGUCUCUUCCCUAUUAGGAGAGGCGGGUUCAGUGCUGACUUGUGUUCUGGACAGAAGACAUCGCUCUCGCCUUCUCUCUCUCUACACUUUGGGGUCCCUGUUGUUUUUUUUUUUUUCCGCAGACUGACACAGGAGCCCCCCCUGGAUGGAUUGCAAGCCUUAGGGGUCACUGUAUGGAAUUCCCCCUGACUCUCCUCCUGUUCUAGGUGUCGAUGAUGAUCCGGUUCCUGAUCGUCUCGCUACUUUUUGUUGUGAUUCUCGCAGCCCCGCCCCCCAUUAAUCGUUUGGCCCUCUUCCCUGAUAAAAGCGCCUGGUGUGAGGCGAAGAACAUUACGCAGAUUGUCGGGCACAGCGGCUGUGAGUCCAAGUCUAUCCAGAAUCGGGCCUGCCUCGGUCAGUGCUUCAGCUACAGCGUCCCCAACACGUUCCCCCAGUCCACGGAGUCCCUGGUGCACUGCGACUCCUGUAUGCCGGCCAAGUCCAUGUGGGAUGUGGUGACGCUGGAGUGUCCAGGGAACGAGGAGGUCCCCCGCGUGGACAAGCUGGUGGAGAAGAUCUUACGCUGCAGCUGCCAGGCCUGUGGCAAGGAACUGAGCCAAGAGGGCGCCAUGUUUAAUGUUUACCUGAACACAGCAGAGGAGGCGCUAUCACCGGCCGAGAAUAUCGGGCGACACCAGCAGGACCAGGAGGCGCCCCCCACCGCUCCGCGGGACGGAGAAAGUGAGGAGUAAUGGGGGGCCCCAACCCCAAAGACAUGUCUCCCCAAUGCUGCACCCCCUGCAGAGACUUAGGCCCGGGGCCCCCGCAUGGACUACUGGCCCCCUACAACCACCCGACUAGGACCCAGACAUCAGGAUCAUCAGAACCCCAAUAAUAUAAUCUACACCCCGAACACAUCCUGAUCCUCUACUGAUCCUGAGAUAAUAAAUCUUAUACUGCACUCACCUCCAGAGCUGCGUUCACAAUUCUGCUAAUGCAGAUAAAGCAGUGCUCCCCAACCUGUGGACCUCCAGCUGUUGAAAAACUAGAACUCCCAGCAUGCCCAGACAGCAUAGCUUAUUGUAUAAUGCAGUGUUUCAUAACAAAUGUGCCUCCAGCUGUUGUAAAACUACAACUCCCAGCAUGCCCGGACAUCCUUUGGCCUUGUUUUUCCGAAGUGGUGAUGAGCAGAAUGCUGAAUGCUGCUCUGGAGGGAAGUACAGGACAUGGCGGAGCUUUGGGAUCAGUACCUGAGAAAUAAUGAGACGUUGCUGCACAUUAUAUGUAGUUGGUAAUAAUACAGCGAGGCUUCUAGGCGCAGCCGCACGCAGGUUUACCGCCACCGCCGGUGUCUUGUAUAUCCUUCAUUGUUCUCUGUGACCCUUCAGAUCAAGGGAUCUCUAUGGACCCCGAUGACAGCACCAAUUGUUGGUCUCCAAUACUGGGUGACAACCGUUAAUUCCAGUCAUAGCAGACGUGCCCAUAGGCAGGCAUAGCAGACGUGCCCAUAGGCAGGCAUAGCAGACGUGCCCAUAGGCAGCCAUAGCAGACGUGCCCAUAGGCA
This is a messenger RNA of Hyla sarda, 1626 nucleotides long. RefSeq names its product NBL1, DAN family BMP antagonist (gene NBL1). The coding region runs from base 296 to 814 and encodes 172 amino acids. Lineage: Eukaryota; Metazoa; Chordata; Amphibia; Anura; Hylidae. The record is from RefSeq and is a predicted model, not a curated record. Gene Ontology annotation, biological process: animal organ morphogenesis. The transcript is spliced from 4 exons. Gene Ontology annotation, molecular function: BMP binding; receptor ligand activity.